AUGUCGUUUGUAACCGAACCGUCUCAAAUUUGCUUGUGGUGUCGCGUGAGUUCAUGGAUCCACGCUACCGCACCUCAAGAAUCGAAGGAGCAAUUUAGGCACGACGAACUCAACAAAUACAAUGACCACAAAAUCACUAUGCCUUUAACACCGCCCUCCACAUCUCCAUCGAAACGAAGGCGUCUCAUGCCUUCCGACGAUUCUGAAUCAAUCACUCUUCGCACGGCCAACUCAAUCGACAGCGACAUCACAGCCGAAGCGAUUGACGACCCGACACCACGAGCACAGAGAGGUGGCAUCCCGCCAUGCCAUACCUUGCCUUCGUCGCUUGCCUUUCGCCCAAGUGCAAGUCAGUCCCAAGGCUCGGGGUCGAUAGUCUCCGGUUCCAGUCAAUCUGGUUCCGGUCUGACCCCUAGGCGACGCUCUGUGAGCCCGGUCAAGAAGACGAACGACCUACGGAAGUUAGCCAUACCCACAACACUCACUCCGCUUACAGCACCAAAAAAACAACUCCCCCCUAGUAUGCUCACUAUCUAUAAGCGUAUCGAGGACAUUAUGCAUUAUGGAGACCCAUUUGCGCCGGCGGAGGUCCAAUCUGCCAUCAACGAUAUCAUGCAAGCUGCCGGAGAAAGAGAAUGGCCCGCUGGCUGGUUUGAACAGCAAGCCGAUACUGGUGGCGCGGUUGCGGAGCGGGAGCUGGAGAGAAUUCUUGAAAUCCAAACCCUAGCAGCAGAGUGCUCGAGCGAGAAGGUAUCUGAAGCUACAUGGAACCUGGAAGUUCACGGUCCGUUGCUCAAACUGGCAAUGACCGCAAUCCGUGGUGUUUCUCGCCACUUGAUCACAACAGCAAGAAUUGAGUCCAAAUGGCUUCCAAUCAUCCGCAUCUCGCCCGGACCCUUAAUUUCAGCGUCAGAAUCCGGGUCGAUCAGGUGCUCUGGCAAUACUGUCGGGGGAAAGAUGGUAGAUUUUGCCCUGACUUUGGAUACUGCUUCGACUCCCCUGGCAGUAAUCAAAGAGCAUAUUUAUGCCAGCGACCUUUCAGCAGAUUUAUCUGUCAACCAGACCACAUACAACCCGCUGACUCUGCGGCCGAUUGGUGUAAGCGUUGAGACCAAGGCUUCUGCUGCGGGAGCCGAACAAGGCCGCAUUCAACUUGCUUUAUGGACAAUCGCAUGGUACAAGAGAGUCCAGGCCUGGGUGGAUAGCUGCGCCGAUGAUAUCCGUCUUCCUGAUGCCAUGCCAGUUAUCUUGGUUACGGAGCAUGCAUGGAAUUUGGCGUUCGUCUGCAAUAGGGGUGGCGAGGCAUUUGAGCUGGUAUAUGAAAUCUCGAUUGGGAGCACUUCGAAUCUGCGUGAUUUAUACAAACUUCUGGCUGUAUUGCGCAUUUUGGGUCACUGGAUAGAUACUGAUCUCAGACAAUGGUUCGAGCGGUUGUUCCGAACCCCUCUGAUAAUCAAGAGCCAUCAUGGAGAGGUCGGAAAGCUCGAGAUAGCAGUAAUAGUAGCGGUAAGCCGGCGCAAAACCAAGAGUGCACCCGAGGAGAUGUCUUCAGAGCGGCCCGUUUCUCGGUACCGCGAGGUGGUCCAGUCGCCGCCCAACGCCCGACCGAAGCCGCGGGAC
This is a messenger RNA of Pyricularia grisea, 1620 nucleotides long. RefSeq lists its product as uncharacterized. The record is from RefSeq and is a predicted model, not a curated record. Lineage: Eukaryota; Fungi; Ascomycota; Sordariomycetes; Magnaporthales; Pyriculariaceae. The transcript has 2 exons. The annotation marks the transcript as partial.